Monodelphis domestica (gray short-tailed opossum) is the source of this 6548-nucleotide messenger RNA. It is a transcript of the gene ANOS1, whose product is annotated as anosmin 1. Gene Ontology annotation, cellular component: cell surface; extracellular region. Lineage: Eukaryota; Metazoa; Chordata; Mammalia; Didelphimorphia; Didelphidae. Gene Ontology annotation, molecular function: peptidase inhibitor activity; protein binding. The record is from RefSeq and is a predicted model, not a curated record. Gene Ontology annotation, biological process: neuron differentiation.
CGGAAUGUCUGUGGAAUGGGAGGAGGGUGGCUAACUUUUGCCAGUCCCUCCUUCACUUUUUUCUUUGCCCCUUUGCUUCCAGCUUGUAAGACCUGCCCAGGGACGGACAGCCUGGCCUCAACUGUCACUCACAUUUCUUCCAGCCAAUGGAAAAGUCGCCUGUCACCCUCACCCCACCCCCUCCAGGGAGUGAGGGGAGGGGUGUGUUUUGGGGAGGGUAGGUCUGAGGGGAGUGGGGAGGGGGAGGGCGGGGGGUGAACAGAGUUGAAUGAUUGAACUUUCUUUUUUAGUUUCUGCAGCAGUGAGGUUCCCCUAGUAGUCCAGCACCAGACCGGUGCAUAGGAGCUUAUCCAGGCGUCUCUUGCCUGUUGUACUUCCCUUGUUCCCCCUCCCCACACACAAAGCGAUGGUGUUAAAGGAUCCUGGCGUGUUUCUGACCCUUUUCCUAUGGAUUACGGCUUCAUGGGGCUGCCUGGCUACAGCUGCGGGGCUUGGUGCUGCCGCCCGCAAGCAGGACGAGACUCUUUCUGCUGUCAGUGUUUACAGAGCCAGAUGCACCUCCAGGUGCCUUAGCCUGCAGAUCACCCGAAUCUCAGCGUUCUUCAAGCAUUUCCAGAACAAUGGUUCCUUGGUAUGGUGCCAGACUCACAAACAGUGUUCUAAGUGCCUGGAACCCUGCAAAGAAUCAUGGGAACUAAAGAAAAAUCAAUGCCAAAGUUUUUGUGAGCCUCUUUUCCCUAAGAAGAACUAUGAAUGCCUAACUAGCUGUGAGUUCCUCAAGUAUAUUCUGUCAGUGAAGCAAGGUGACUGUCCAGCACCUGAGAAGGCCAGUGGUUUUGCAGCUGCCUGUGUAGAAAGUUGUGAAAUUGAUAAUGAAUGCUCUGGAGUGAAGAAAUGCUGCUCGAAUGGAUGCGGACAUACCUGCCAAGUCCCCAAAAACCUAUACAAAGGUGUUCCUCUGAAGCCUAGGAAAGAGUUACGAUUUACAGAACUUCAAUCUGGACAGCUGGAGAUCAAGUGGUCCUCGAAAUUUAAUAUUUCAAUUGAGCCUGUAAUAUAUGUGGUUCAGAGGAGAUGGAAUUAUGGAAUCCAUCCUAGUGAGGAUGAUGCUACAAAUUGGCAGACUGUGGCACAGACUACUGAUGAGAGAGUUCAACUGUCUGACAUAAGACCUAGCAGGUGGUACCAGUUCCGAGUGGCUGCCGUUAAUGUUCAUGGAACAAGAGGCUUCACAGCACCCAGUAAACACUUCCGCUCUUCUAAAGAUCCAUCUGCUCCACCAGCUCCAGCUAAUCUCAGGAUUGCCAACUCCACUACUAACAGUGAUGGAAGUGUGACUGUAAGAAUUAUUUGGGACAUGCCAGAAGAACCUGAUAUUCCCGUGCAUCACUACAAAGUCUUUUGGAGUUGGACAGUCAGCAGCAAGUCAGUUGUGCCAUCUAAAAAGAAGAGAAGAAAGACAACUGAUGGGUCUCAGAAUUAUGUGAUCCUGGAGGGUCUUCAGCCAAAUAACAACUAUAUGGUAGAAAUACAGGCCAUAACUUACUGGGGACAAGUACGCCUAAAAAGUUCUAAGGUGUCUCUUUACUUCACUGCCACACAAGCAACAAGUAAUAAAGAUCAGCUUGGAAAAACUAGAAAAGGAGUCACUGAAAUACUCCCCCCUUUUCAAAGAAGGAGACCAACUCGCCUUCUGGAAAUUGGAGCCCCUUUCUACCAGGACAACAUGCUUCAGGUCAAAGUAUACUGGAAAAAGAAUGAAGAUGCCAGUGUUAAUCGAUAUCAUGUCCAGUGGUUUGCAGAAUCAUGUACUCAUAAUGAAACGAGUGAACCUGAGAAAGCUACUGGUAUGGCCCAUGAAAAUUAUAUAAUUCUUCAAGAUCUGGCCUUUUCAUGCAAAUAUAAAGUGACUGUCCAACCGGCAAGACCCAAGGGUCGUUUGAAGGCAGAAAGUAUUUUCUUUACCACCCCACCUUGCUCUGCUCUGAAAGGGAAAAACCACAAACAUAAUAGCUGUCCUGGUGAAGGAGGUCCAGCUCUUUCCAAAGUGUUAGCGAAGCCUGAGAACCUGUCAGCAUCUUUUGUUGUUCAAGAAGUCAAUAUCACAGGACACUUUUCCUGGAAGAUGUCCAAAGCCAAUCUCUAUCAGCCUAUGACAGGAUUUCAAGUCACUUGGGCAGAAGUCACCACAGAGAGUAGACAAAAUAGCUUACCCAAUAGCAUCAUUUCCCAGUCUCAGAUACUGCCAGCAGAUCACUAUGUGCUGACUGUGCCGAAUUUGAGACCAUCCACACUUUACAGAUUGGAAGUGCAAGUCCUAACUACUGGAGGGGAAGGGCCAGCCACAAUAAAGUCUUUUCGGACACCUGACCUGCUGUCAUCUUCACCUCACAGACCUCAUCUUAAACAACAUCAUCCACAUCACUACAAGCCUUCCCCAGAAAAAUACUAAAAUGAAAUGAUUUUUAGAGUGAAAGAAUAUUGAACUACAGAAUAUUUGCAGGACAAAUAGGUACUUUCCCCAUCCUUAUCUUACCUAGAUGAAGUUACAAUCACAUAUAAUAAAUUGCUAGUUCUGCAUAGACAUUUUCCUCAAUACAUGUGCCUGCAACCCUGCAUGUUACAAGCAUUACAACAGUAGUGUCCAUAUUCUGCCAACUGAAGAUAUAAAGCACACCUAUGUCAUUAUGAAGAAAAUGCCUAUUGUAACUGAGAUUUUGUUUCCUAUACUUAAACUAAAUACAAUGGGUGCCAUAUGUGUCUUUGAUGAUCUUUGGGAAAGGAUCUUUAGAGAAAAGUGGUUUUGCAUUUGACCAAUUUAGACCAGCUUUGUGUAGAUGAUGGAAGAAAAUGUGGGAGAAAAUGAAGGCACUAAAAAAAUAAAGACAAUAAUAGAGAUUUUAGUCUGAAAAUAUAUUAACAGUAUCAAUUUAAGAAAUAUGAGAUGAGGAGAAUUCAUGUUUAACAGUUUUCCCCAAAUGAUAUGGUGAAUGUUGUGGUUAGGCCACAUCUGUAUUAUCAAUCAGACACCAUUGGGAAAUGAUUUAUAUGUACUUACGUGAAUAGGUAAAUGAAAUGAGGAUUUGCACACCACUGAAGUAUCUUUACCAUUCCAACUCACCUCCUAAACAGCGUAAUAUUUAGAUAUUUUGUACCCUACUUGAAUAUUGCAAUCCAUUCUAACGCCCGCACUAAAUCCUGAUAAAUUCAUGUUAACCUUGAAUUGGGUAUUAUUGUGCCACCAAUUUAUUUAGACAGUAAUCAAAAUAUCCAAGUAAUUGAUUGAUUUAGCCCAGAGAAUGUUUCCCAUUUCUUCUUCAGGAAAUCAAUCAUUUCACUGUCUCCCAGUCUAGUAAUCGAAGUUUUUCUUGGGUCUAAGAAUUUAAAUUCCCCAAUUGUGCAAUGCUAUUUGUUCUUUCAUUUAUUUUUAGUUAAGGAGGAAAACUGCCAUUUGCUUCCAUUUUCUUAAAAUGUUCAUAUAAUUGAAGACUUAUGUUACUCCAUUCUUAAAAUGAAGAGAGUUUCAGUCCAAACUUUUUCUAAUGCUUUACUCUGGACUUACAGAUUUUUUUUGAAAAGUACAAAAAGUGCUUUGAUUCAUGGGAGAAAAAUAGUUAUUCUGCAUGUAAUUCAUCCUUACUACAUGAGUUAUAUUAUUUUAAAAUUCUUUUCUAUAAGCAGUUUCUCAUUUGGAUUGAUACAAAAUUACCCUAAUCAUUCCCAAUCAGAAUAAAAUUGACCCUAUCAGAAUAUGUAAUUGCUAUGAUUAUUCCUAAAGAAAUGAGAUUAUAGGAUUUUUCAAGGUAUACAUAUGAAACAGGCAUACACACAUGCAAAUAUGCACACAUACAUAUAUGAUGCAUAUACGUUCACACACAUAUGCAUACCAUGUUGGACUUAGUUUUUACUGGGAAAAGCUCAAAACAGCUUAUCCAUAUGGGAAAAGUAAACAAAAUCCCAGGAAUCUUGCCAAAGACAAUGAGAAUUAAUGAGAGGAGUUAAUAGUUAAUUUCCUUCCAGGUUUUCUCUUGUUUAAAAAGAUAACCAUAAAUUUAUUUUUUUAAUUGCAUGGCUUUCAUCUUGAAGUUCACUGGGAAAAAAUGUUUUAAUAUUUUAGAAAAGCACAUUUUCAUCAUUACUUCAUAUACAAAUUUAUCAAAUCACUUAAUGAUUGUCUUAUGGAUGCAUAGAAUUAUGGGAACUAAUAUAGAACUUAGAAUUCAUGGAACCUAUGUACACACAUACACACACAUAUAAAUGUAAGAUUAUUUGUCUGAUCAUCUAUUUUUAUCAACCCAAAUGCUGUAUCUAGGUUUUAUUUGUAAAACUGCUUAUAAGAUCAGGAAACCCAAACAUUGAUUUCUAAAAUAUUUUCCUUUUAUAGUGAAAAAAUUGAAAAUUCCUAAUGAAUAAUUUUAGUAGGUCAUGCAUGUAGCCUAAAAAAAGUCCAAAUGAAAGUUCUUAUUGGUUUUUUAGGCAACUCUUAAUUCAGAUAAGCAUAUAAAUAAACCUUGGGAAAUAUACCAGAUUUUUGAGAUCUAAACCAUUUUGUUGAAGGAAACAAGAAACUCAUGUUAAAAUGCAUGAGGAAUAAGCAAACAUUUCACAGAGGUCUCCUUUGAAAGUUAUGCUAAAUUUCAGUACCAAUGCCAACAAUCAAAAUCAACAAUAACAAAAUUUUAAGAGAGAAAAAAGAAGCACACUUUGUGUCAAGCCCAAGUUUAUAAUUUUCUUUUUUUCUUUUUGGUUAUUAUAGAAUCAAUGCAAUCAAUCUUUAAAAUCUGUUAGUCAUGAAUGGUUGAAAUAAGUAGGUCAAAAGAUACUAAUAAGAAUGUAAAUGUAUGGAGAACUGAAAUAUUUCUCCUUUAGUUUGGGCUAGCCAAGAUAUAAAGUAUUGUUUUAAAUCUAUAGAUAGAGGCUGAAAUCCACAAUUAAUACCAUUAAUUCCAUAGUAACAAGCAACUGUCUAUAUCAACAUCUGUUUCUUUUUUUUAAUCUCUAUAACACAUCAUUCAAGUUUGAGUGGUAGAUUUUUAUUUAAAAAUAUAGGAAAUUAUUAGCUUAAAGAACGGUUGUUUUGCAUGUUCUUAACUUUCAAUAAGUUCACUUUGGCAAAGUAAAAAGUAUAAUUUCACUUUUGAGAAUUGAAAACUAUCAUUUAAAAAGAAACAAAUGUAUUAUUUCUGUAUCUAAUCAUGAAAUCUGUCUGGCAGAAAUUUAUAAGAUAUAUUAAAAUUGUUCAGAUCUCACGUUUAAAGACAAUACUAUUACAUUUAAUAAUUAAAAUCAGUGUUUGGGGAACUGAACUAGCUAAAUAUUUUAGUUGUUCAGAAAGUACUGAAAAUAGAGAAAAGACAAGUAUUUAUUUAGUAAACCAUAUUUUGGCCUGCUAGAAUGUAUGUGUCUUGGAUUUUUAUCUCAUGAAGAUUUUUUUUUCCAUCUGAAAAUUUUAAGGUUUUGUUUUGUUUUGUUUGCAAAUGGUCUUAUGUCCAUUUGAAAUCACAUGAAACAAUUUUCAUACCAUUUAUGGGAAAAGAUCAUUUUUGUGCUAUGUUAUUUUGGAAAUGUUUACAAAUCAGAAUUCAAAUCAGAACAUAUUGUUGCUUCUUAUAAAGCUAAAGGAACACAAUUCAGGCCCUGUCCUGAAACCUUGGCUGAGAAGAGAGAUUCUGCCCAUAUUAGGAUUGUAGGAGAAGACUCGAACACUAUAGUAAGAUACACAAUUAAGGUGAGGGGACACUGGGAACAGAGGAGACAGAAGAAAGUAAUAUGUUAAAAAGCCCAACAUUGAAAUAGGCCAUCUUAUUAUCUCCUUGCUCAUUUAGAACACAUAAAAAUGAUUUCUGUCACAUGUCUAAAUAAUGCCAGUGGAAAUUUAAUUUUGUGAUUAUUGUGAUUUUGACUUAUUUAUUAAUUCCCCUUCCUUACAUUUUGUGACACAAAAUCCUACAUUUUUGUUGGUACUAAAAAUCCCAAAUAAUUGUAAGGCAUGUUAUAGGUCUUACACUUUAGAACCAGAAACUGAGGCUCAAAAACUGUUGCAUGUAGUUUAAAUAUUAUUUAAGAAAUGUAAAUGAAUUACCUGAAGAUGUUGAUUAUUAUAUAUGGUUUGCAUGCCCAAACUCAGUGCUCAGUUAUCGGCAUGAACUGUAAUGACUGUCAUAUCUCUACUGAAUAUAUUAGCAAGUUAUACAAUUUACAGAGUGAUUAACAGAGGUUUAUAUGUAAAGUUAUUUUUUUUCCUUUACGUAAUUAUAUUGUAGUGUGAAGAUAACAGAACUGUUUAUCUGUCACCCAAGUGGGCUGUAGAAAUCAUGUUCCCUGUAACAGUCAUUUAAAGUCAAUAUUUAUUUAUGUUUGUAAUACAGAAAAAGUUUGAUUUUUGUGUAUGUCUGUCCUAUUAUUUACAGAGAAGAAAUCUUCUUGUAAAUUUUUUGUAAAAAACAAGCAAAAGUAACUGUAAAUAGUCUGAUAUUCUGUUACUCAUUAUUUUCAUGUUAGAAUUUGUACAUAUUGUUUAAGUAAUAAACUAUCCCUAAACCUGUAAA